Molecule: messenger RNA, 5804 nt
Organism: Cervus elaphus (red deer)
Lineage: Eukaryota; Metazoa; Chordata; Mammalia; Artiodactyla; Cervidae
Gene: INTS2
Product: integrator complex subunit 2
Exons: 25
Coding region: 332-3925 (1197 amino acids)
Biological process (GO): snRNA 3'-end processing
Cellular component (GO): integrator complex
Source: RefSeq, a predicted model, not a curated record
ACCGGAGCCAGACGCUGGGGAUGAAUGAAGGUGCUGCGAGCGGGUGGAAACAGUCUCCUCAGCUUUCCCGUCCCUGCAGUCCAGGCUCUGCCUUUGCGCGGUGUCCCCAUCCAGCCCCCGUCGCACCGCCGGCCUGACUGAUCCCGACGUGUGGGGUUUUUGGUGCCCAGGUCGACUCAAGGCAGAGCUAUAGGGCUGGGGAAGCCGGGUUCUCGCCUAGGCCCAACCUCGGACCGCGCUCUCGAUUUCUACCGCGCCCCGCCUGUAGGGCGCGGAAUCCGGGUGGGGUCCCGGGAGGCCGGAGGGUAGACCUGAAGGAUCAACAGUGAUCAUGACCGAGUGUACAAGCCUUCAGUUUGUCAGUCCUUUUGCUUUUGAGGCAAUGCAGAAGGUGGAUGUUGUUCGUUUGGCAUCUUUAAGUGAUCCAGAAUUGAGACUUCUCCUGCCCUGCUUGGUGCGGAUGGCACUCUGUGCACCUGCUGAUCAGAGCCAGAGCUGGGCUCAGGAUAAGAAACUUAUCCUUCGUCUUCUCUCUGGAGUGGAAGCUGUCAAUUCUAUUGUUGCAUUGCUGUCUGUGGACUUUCAUGCUUUAGAACAGGAUGCCAGCAAAGAGCAGCAGCUUAGGCAUAAACUUGGAGGAGGCAGUGGAGAGAGCAUCCUGGUCUCACAGCUUCAGCAUGGACUGACUUUAGAGUUUGAACACAGUGAUUCACCUCGUCGAUUGCGUCUUGUGCUUAGUGAACUGUUGGCAAUUAUGAACAAGGUAUCUGAGUCCAGUGGAGAAUUUUUUUUUAAAUCAUCUGAGCUAUUUGAGAGUCCAGUCUACUUGGAGGAAGCUGCAGAUGUACUUUGUAUUUUACAAGCAGAGCUCCCUUCCCUGCUUCCUAUAGUUGAUGUAGCUGAAGCCUUGCUCCAUGUUAGAAACGGCGCCUGGUUCUUGUGUCUGUUGGUGGCCAAUGUUCCUGAUAGUUUUAAUGAGGUUUGUAGGGGCCUGAUCAAAAAUGGAGAACGACAAGAUGAAGAGAGUCUUGGAGGAAGGCGGAGGACGGAUGCUUUACGCUUCUUGUGUAAAAUGAAUCCUUCUCAGGCCCUGAAGGUCCGAGGCAUGGUGGUGGAAGAAUGUCACUUACCAGGUCUUGGAGUGGCUUUGACAUUGGAUCAUACUAAAAAUGAAGCUAGUGAAGAUGGAGUGAGUGACUUGGUUUGUUUUGUUAGUGGUUUGCUUCUUGGAACAAAUGCAAAAGUCCGGACCUGGUUUGGAACUUUUAUCCGAAAUGGACAGCAGAGAAAAAGAGAGACCAGUAGUUCUGUCCUUUGGCAAAUGAGAAGGCAGCUUCUUCUGGAGUUGAUGGGCAUUCUUCCCACAGUAAGAAGUACCCGCAUUGUGGAAGAAGCUGAUGUGGAGAUGGAGCCCAAUGUGUCUGUGUAUUCGGGGCUGAAAGAAGAGCAUGUUGUGAAAGCCAGUGCACUCUUACGUCUGUACUGUGCUUUGAUGGGGAUCGCUGGACUCAAACCAACUGAGGAAGAAGCUGAGCAAUUACUGCAGUUGAUGACAAGCCGUCCUCCUGCGACACCAGCUGGGGUUCGCUUUGUUUCACUCUCCUUUUGUAUGCUGCUGGCCUUUUCUACACUUGUCAGUACUCCUGAACAGGAGCAGCUGAUGGUAGUUUGGCUAAGCUGGAUGAUCAAAGAAGAAGCUUACUUUGAAAGUACUUCAGGUGUCUCUGCUUCUUUUGGGGAGAUGUUAUUAUUGGUUGCUAUGUACUUUCAUAGCAACCAGCUCAGUGCUAUCAUUGAUUUGGUCUGUUCCACUUUGGGAAUGAAGAUUGUAAUUAAGCCAAGCUCCUUGAGCAGGAUGAAGACUGUCUUCACACAGGAAAUUUUUACUGAGCAGGUUGUCACAGCUCAUGCAGUUCGAGUCCCUGUCACCAGCAACCUGAGUGCCAACAUUACUGGAUUUUUGCCUAUUCAUUGCAUUUACCAGCUUCUGAGGAGUCGUUCCUUCACCAAACACAAAGUAUCAAUAAAAGACUGGAUUUAUAGACAGCUCUGUGAAACCUCCAUUCCACUCCAUCCUCAAUUACUUCCUCUGAUUGACGUGUACAUAAAUUCUAUACUUACUCCUGCAUCUAAAUCUAAUCCAGAAGCCACAAAUCAGCCAGUCACAGAACAGGAGAUACUCAGUAUUUUUCAAGGAGUCAUUGGGGGUGACAACAUCCGCCUUAAUCAGCGUUUCAGUAUCACAGCACAGCUCUUGGUGCUUUAUUAUAUUCUGUCUUAUGAAGAAGCUCUCCUAGCAAACACCAAGACUUUAGCUGCCAUGCAAAGAAAACCCAAAUCAUAUUCAUCUUCUUUAAUGGAUCAGAUUCCUAUCAAAUUCCUUAUUCGACAGGCUCAAGGACUUCAGCAGGAGUUGGGAGGGUUGCAUUCUGCUUUACUUCGUCUCCUUGCAACCAAUUACCCACAUUUAUGCAUCGUGGAUGAUUGGAUCUGUGAAGAGGAAAUCACAGGGACAGAUGCCCUGUUAAGGAGAAUGCUUCUGACUAAUAAUGCCAAAAACCACUCUCCUAAACAACUUCAAGAAGCGUUUUCAGCUGUCCCAGUAAGUCACACGCAAGUGAUGCAGAUUCUAGAACACUUGACUCUGCUUUCUGCCAGUGAGCUUAUACCAUAUGCAGAAGUAUUAACAUCCAACAUGCAUCAGCUGUUGAAUUCAGGGGUUCCACGGCGAAUUCUUCAAACAGUCAAUAAACUCUGGAUGGUUCUGAAUACUGUGAUGCCUAGGAGGCUGUGGGUAAUGACAGUUAACGCACUUCAACCAUCAAUAAAGUUUGUACGACAGCAAAAGUAUACUCAGAAUGACCUGAUGAUAGAUCCUCUCAUUGUGCUAAGAUGUGAUCAGAGGGUAUACAGAUGCCCCCCACUGAUGGAUAUUACUCUGCACAUGUUGAAUGGGUAUCUUCUGGCAUCCAAAGCCUACCUUAGUGCUCAUCUGAAGGAAACAGCAGAGCAAGAUAGGCCUUCUCAGAAUAAUACGAUAGGUUUAAUUGGACAAACUGAUGGCCCGGAAGUUACCAGAGAAGAACUGAAAAAUGCAUUACUGGCUGCUCAGGAUAGUGCAGCAGUUCAGAUUCUCUUGGAGAUCUGCUUACCUACUGAAGAGGAGAAGGCAAAGGGGGUCAAUCCAGACAGCUUGCUAAGGAAUGUUCAAAGUGUUAUUACCGCCAGCAUUCCAAAUAAGGGAGUGGAGGAAGGAGAAGACAAUUUGCUCUGUAACCUUCGAGAAGUUCAGUGCCUUAUCUGUUGCCUGUUGCACCAAAUGUACAUCGCAGAUCCCAACAUUGCUAAGCUUGUUCACUUUCAGGGUUACCCAUGUGAACUCUUGCCUCUGACGGUCGCUGGUAUUCCGUCUAUGCACAUCUGUCUGGAUUUCAUACCUGAGCUAAUUGCACAGCCAGAACUUGAAAAACAGAUAUUUGCUAUCCAGUUGCUUUCUCACUUGUGUAUCCAGUAUGCAUUACCAAAGUCACUGAGUGUGGCUCGCUUAGCUGUCAAUGUCAUGGGAACUUUGCUAACAGUUUUAACACAGGCUAAGCGAUAUGCUUUUUUCAUGCCAACUCUGCCAAGUUUGGUCUCUUUUUGUCGAGCGUUUCCUCCACUGUAUGAGGAUAUUAUGUCUUUGCUGAUCCAAAUAGGGCAAGUUUGUGCCUCUGAUGUUGCCACUCAGACAAGAGACAUUGAUCCAAUUAUUACACGUCUUCAGCAAAUAAAGGAGAAACCAGGUGGAUGGUCUGGACUCAGUAAAGAUCCGUCUCAUAAAAAUGGACCUAGGGACACUGGAAGCAUGGAUCCUGAUGUACAGCUCUGUCAUUGUAUUGAAAGCACAGUAAUCGAAAUAAUAAACAUGAGUGUUAGUGGAAUUUAACAAAGAACACACGUAAAACUAAAAAAUGAAGCUGUUUGCUGCAUAUACCCAACACGAACAUGCAUCUUAUAACAACUAAACUGAAUGGGAACAGAAACAUCUUGGAAUCACUAAAAUGAUUAAAUUCAACAUGAAUACACUUUAGAACUCUCUUGAGAAUUAUGCUUGCUUGUAUUUGAUUGGCAGUUCUUUGGAUCUACUUUGCUGGUAUGUUUUUUUGUAGCAACUGAGCUUUUCUUUUUCUGUUGGCAGCACAUUUAAGAAACUCAUUACUGAAAAAGUGAAUAUGGUCUUGUAUUAAGCUUUUGAAGUGAAGAAAAACUGCCAUGCCUUUAAUUUAAUAUCUUAUUAAUAAGUCUGUGGAUAGCCCCAGUGUUUAACCAUCAGCUAGUAACAGUACAGUGAUGCAGUGAUGAGAGAGAGAAAAAGGGAAGGGGGAAUUGAGGGAAAAUUAGGAGUUUUAAACAAUAGGAAUCUCUAAAACUUGCAAUGCAAAUAAUAGUAGUAAUGAAUGGAAUAGUAAUAGCAAGAUGGAAUUCCAGUUCUCAAGAAACAGUAUUGAGAAGGGCUUUAAAAAAGGCAAACAGCUUUUUGUAAAUGACUUCCAUGGACUUACAGAUAAGGAUUUAAAGAUUUUACAUAUUUGCUUCAAUUUUUACUAAUAUAUGAAGCCAUAUGUUUAAAGAGAUACUUGAAUAAUUUGGAAUUUUAAGAUACUGGCUUAGAAGAGUUUACAGAAACAUUUUUGUGCAGAGACUAACCUGAAAAGAGGUCUCAUUUAGUUUUUUUUUGAAGUUUAUUUUUAUAAUGGUCAGAGGGGGUAAAUCCAUUGGAAUCUCAUUGAAGUUUAGAGCAAUAAAACCCACUGGAUUGAAGAACUCUGUUUGUCAACAGGACUAUAAUUCACAUCAUAAUUUGAGAAGAUUUUGAACUAAUCUGUAGUGUUUGGACCUCAGGAAAAAUUAAAACGGGGAAAAUUCUGUGUUGUGGAAGGAUUUUGCAGUCCUCUGUUAGUAAUGUCCAUUGAUUAGGUAGAUGCAUUCAGUUAACCCAUAAUCCGCAUUUUUUUCCUUAAUGAAGUAUCCAGUGCAGAAGGUACUUCUCUUUGCUUUCUGAGAAAUAACCUGAAUGAACCCCUCUUUCCCACCCCACUUGAAACAGACCUCUUCACUUAAAAAAGAAAUAAGGAAGGCUAAUAAGAAAGUGUGGUUUUUAAGAAAAGAAAUUUAAUUUUAGCCUUUUCACUAGGAAAUAGUCACAUUUCAUUUUCCUUCUUUGUAAAAUGAAAUUACUACUGGCCCUACCUCAUAAGGGUAUUACAUAAGAACUAAUUUGUAUCUGUUUCAAAUCUCGUGCACGGUAUCAUAGAUGAGAAUAUUUAUAACUUUUAUUAGAUGCUUAAAGUUCAAUUAAAUAAUUUUGAUGCAAAAAACAAAAGCAUACACUUAAAAACAAAGAACUUGCAUAUUUUUAAACAAGGCAGUUUUAUAGUCUUUUAAGAUUCAAUACAACUGCUCCUGUUUGCUUCCUUUUGUUUAAACUGAGGUUUUGGAAUAUUUUGUGUGAGUAGGUAACCUCUAGGAGUCAGAAAAGAUUGCAAUGUUUUCUAACUAAAUACAGUGCACAUUCCUGGAUCAAUUUUCAAAGACUGGUCAAAACCUGCUGUGUUAAAAAUAAUAACAUAUGCUGUUUUUCAUCAGGUUUGUUGAUGAUGUAAAUAAAAUAUGUAAAUAUUAGUAAAUGUUAAUAUUCAUGUAUUUUAAGUUAAGGUUAUAAAAUUUGUCACAAUGUGAUUUUUUUUUAAAUUCAAGUGAAGAAAAGAUGUGUGCAGCUAUUUUGAAUAUUGGUUUAUAAACAUUCAUAUUCUUUAUCAAAUGAA